GCAGAGCAGCCCGCCCAGUAACUCUUCACUUAUUUCCACCAGCUCUACACAUCCCACACUGUUAUCUCAGGGAGGGAAGACACACUCAUAUCUCAGCGAGACAAACAGCAGCCUGGACUUGUCCUCUGCCCAGGAAGCCUGCAGAGCUGCUUGUCAGGUGCAGCCAGGAGAACAUGGCAUGUCACACAGGAGAGGUGGCCACCAGCAGAGUGGAACCCUGUGUUGUCAUGUAGCCCUGCGUCCCCUGUCACCAAUCUGGAGCUGAUAACAUGUCUUCUGUGAUGGGACCUGAGGAGAUGGAAUAGACAGCUGCAUCCUAUGCCCCUUCUAUGUAUCUCUGACCAUGGAGGUUCUUCUGUCACUGGUGACCCUCUUGGUGGCUUCUGCACUGGCUACAGGGAUUAACACCAUGGCUACAAUAGCAUCUCAGCGAGAAAAAGCUUGUAAUCCUAGGAUGGGCAAUUUAGCGAUUGGCCGGCGUUUAUGGACGGACACAGUCUGCGGCUCUAAUAGCACAGAACUAUAUUGCACAUAUACUGACUAUCCAGACCAAACUUGCAAGGAACCAAAGUGUGACAAAUGCAGUGCUGCAGUUCCCCGGCUAUCACAUCCAGCAUCUGCGAUGGCGGAUUCAACGUUCAAAAUUCCACGCACGUGGUGGCAGUCAGCCCGGGAUGUCCAGAGGGAAACUCUACAGUUAAAUCUAGAAACUACAUUUUACUUCACUCAUCUGAUUAUGGUAUUUAAAUCCCUCCGACCUGCAGCCAUGAUUCUAGAGGGUUCACAGGAUUUUGGCCUCAGUUGGCGUCCAUAUAAAUACUUCUCCACAAACUGCACCCAGAGUUUUCAGCUUGAGGAUGAUGUUAAUGUGAAAGGUGCCCUCUGCACAUCUCGCUACUCGCAAGCCGUUCCAUGUAGCGGAGGGGAGGUAAUUUACAGAACAAUGUCACCACCUUAUUCCGCUGUGGAUCCCUAUAGUGAAAAGGCUCAGGACCAGCUGAAGAUCACUAACCUACGUGUACAGCUGCUGAAGCAACAAAGAUGCCCAUGUGUAAAUAAGAGUUUGGAUGUCAAGCCGCAGUCCCUAGCACACUAUGCUGUAUACGACUUCAUUGUAAAAGGAAGCUGCUUUUGCAACGGACAUGCAGAUCACUGUGUUCCAACAGAUGGAUUCCGACAAGUCCGGACAACCAGCAAACUCCAGGUGGUCCAUGGUAAUUGUGUUUGUAAGCACAAUACAGCAGGACCUCAUUGUGAGCAGUGUGCACCCCUUUAUAAUGACCAGCCGUGGAAAGCAGCAAAUGGGAAAACUGGGGAACCGAACAUGUGUGAAAAGUGCAAAUGUAAUGGUCAUGCCGACAGCUGUCAUUUUAACAUGGAUGUGUGGCUGGCAUCAGGCAACCGAAGUGGAGGGGUAUGUGACAACUGCCAGCACAACACAGAAGGGAUACACUGCCAGAGAUGUAUGCCAGGGUUCUACAGAGAUUUAAAGAUCCCAUUCUCCGCACCAGAGGCCUGCAAAGCAUGUUCCUGUCACCCAGUUGGAUCAGCAAAACUAUUAUGCGAUCCCCAAAAUGGAAACUGUCCUUGCAAGCCUGGCUUAGCUGGCCCUACUUGUGACCAGUGUAUGGUUGGAUAUUGGGGAUUUGGUGAAUACGGUUGUAGACCAUGUGCUUGUGCUGGAAACUGUGAUUCCUUAACAGGAGACUGUAUCAACAACUUGGAAAUAGACUGGUAUCAUGGUCCUGAUUACCUUUCAAAUGAACAGGGAUUUUCGGCUCUUCGUCAUUCAGGAAAAUGUGAGUGCAAGGAUCAAGUUUUAGAAAAUCCAAAAGUAUUCUGUGUCAUGAGAUAUUCCUAUGUCCUUAAGGUAAAGAUACUGUCAGCACAUGAUAGGGGGUCCCAUGCUGAAGUGAAUGUGAAAAUUAAGAAGGUUUUGAAAAUGACGAAAUUGAAGAUUCGACGUGGAAAGAGAACAUUGUACCCGGAAUCCUGGACAAAUCGGGGCUGUACCUGCCCCAUCUUAAACCCUGGUCUAGAAUAUCUCGUGGCUGGAUAUGAAGAUGUGCGUACAGGUCGUCUCAUUGUAAACAUGAAAAGUUUUGUCCAGCCCUGGAAACCAUCUCUUGGCAAGAAAGUAAUGGAGAUACUAAGAACAGACUGCAUUUGAGACAAAACAAGGCAAAUAAAGACGUAAUAAAGUGUAUUUAUUGACCAGUUUAGUGAAAACCGCACAUAAAGAUACUGCACAGCAACACCAUGCUCCUGUCCUUUAGCUGUGUGUGAUACAGGAUGAUAUACAUAUGUUUUACAGCAAAAUGGUUCUCCACUUCUCUGGCAAAUUUGCAACCUAAUAGUGGCAAACUACACUUAAAAUGGAACUUUGCAGAUAGAUCCAGUUUGAGAGCAAGUGUGGAAACGUGUAAGCUUAAAGCUUCUACAAUCAGCAUACGUUUUAUUUAAUUAAAGGUACGAAAGGAAACUUGGACUUUGCGUUGAGGUAGUGUUCCGUGCAGCCUCCUGAAAUGUACAUAGCAUUUUUAAGAAGCACUUUACUAAUUGUUCUUGCAUUUUUUUUUUUAUAUUUGUUAAACAAGGCAAUGGUGUUUAGAGAGCUACAGAACUGAAAUGACACUAGUCACCUUAAAGCAAUUUUUGCCUUUUAUAUUUGUUUUCUUCAGAUGUAUUUAUGUUUUAUAGUCAUUUCAUGUUACCAGAGAUAAAAUAAGACAAUGAAUAUUAAAGCGUAUUUCCGGGAUUUACAUAUUGAUGGCCUAUCCUCAGGAUAGAUCAUCAAUAUCAGAUCAGCAGGGGUCCAACUUCCGGGACCCCCACUAAUCAGCUGUGCAAAGUGGACGUGGCACUCCACGAACAAUUAGGCCUCUUCCUAGGCCAUGUGACAUCACAUUCAUCGAUUGCAUUGCCUAGGCACAGCUAAGCCCCAUUUAAGUGAAUGGGACUGAGCUGCGAUAGCAAGCACAGCCGCUAUCAAAUGGAUGGCACUGCAGGGAGGCUGUGGCGCUCACCCAAGGCCCAGUGAGGGGUGCUAGGAGUCAGAACCCCGCUGUUCUUAUAUUGAUGACCUGUCCUAUGUAAAUACCAGAGAACCUCUUUAAUAUUGUGGAUUUUAUUCUUCAUUAAGCAGUGUUCAUUUCAAAGUUUGCUUGUAAAUCUGAAAGCUUAAUUUAAUUAGGCUUUUUUAAUGUAAAAGUAUAAGCAAAUCUCGCAAAGCUAGUUUAUUACAGUUAUUACACAGUGAAUAAAAAUCACCCAUUACUGUCAGCCAUACAUAGACUGAGCCCUUUGUAAACUUUAAAUUGUAACCUCUUCCAUGUGUUGGAUCAUCAAAUGCCAUCUUUACCUUUCUGGGGUCAAGAGUGCCCAGUGGAUGUUCUGCCAUUCUCUGUAAGAGAGGAGGUUGAUAGAAGCCUCCCCAGGUAGUGUCCUAUAGCACCUGCAUGAGCUGCCUCUGUGGCACGUACACUCUUCACUAUGAGACACCUAAAUCAUGAUUUAGCGGCCAGAGUUACACACAGGCAGUUUGUAGCAUAUCAGCUACAAUUUUAAUGGUCAGUGUAGUGAACAGGAAUAUAUUGGGGGAGAUUUAUCCAAACUCAUGUGAUAAGAGUAGUGUCCCCCAGCAGUCUCAUUCCACAUUUCAUUUUUAUGCUUUUUGUAAAAUAUGAUCAGUAACCUGAUUGGUGUCCAUAUACAACUACUACGCUUUUUAGUUGGACCGAUUUUGAUAAGUGUCAUACAACUUUCCAUGCAACUAUUGUCUGUAAAAUCUAUCAAUAAAAAGAGAAAAAGGCUAAAAUCGUACAGCUGGUAUAAAAACAGUUGAAACGAGCCGUCAUACUUUCACAAAAUCUGUGUUCCUUGAACAUACAGUUUGCCAUGGUAUAAUAAAAGUACCUAUGUCUCUGC
Molecule: messenger RNA, 3927 nt
Organism: Bufo bufo (common toad)
Lineage: Eukaryota; Metazoa; Chordata; Amphibia; Anura; Bufonidae
Gene: NTN4
Product: netrin 4
Exons: 10
Coding region: 344-2170 (608 amino acids)
Biological process (GO): cell migration; basement membrane assembly; substrate adhesion-dependent cell spreading
Cellular component (GO): laminin trimer
Molecular function (GO): protein binding
Source: RefSeq, a predicted model, not a curated record